UCAAUCCAUCUUCUUUAUUAUACACAUAUCCAAAUAGAUGAAGUUCGUAACGGGACUUAUCGCCAACUGUUUCAUCCGGAUCAGAUUGUGAGUGGUAAAGAGGAUGCGGCGAAUAACUAUGCACGGGGAUACUUCAGUGUAGGUCGAGAAAUAGCCGACCUCGUGUUAAAUCAACUUCGGAAAUUAGCCGAAGUUUGUGAGGGAAUACAAGGAUUCUUUUUCUUCAACUCACUUGGCGGGGGCACCGGAUCAGGAUUGACAGCCCACCUGAUUGAACGGAUGAGUUUGGACUACGGGAAGAAGUCAAAAUUUCAAUUUGUCAUCUAUCCAUCAGCUCUGAUUGCAUCUGCAGUAGUGGAGCCGUACAACGCAUUACUGACAACACACACCACACUGGAACAUACAGAUUGCUCAUUUCUUGUGGACAAUGAAGCCAUUUAUACUAUGUGCCGAACCAACCUCGAUUUGGAACGGCCAACCUACACUAACUUGAACAGACUGAUUGCCCAAGUGGUCAGCUCCACCACUGCCUCACUCCGAUUCCCCGGAUGUUUGAAUGUCAAUCUGCCGGAAUUUCAAACCAACUUGGUUCCCUAUCCGCGAAUCCAUUUCCCACUGAUCGCCUACGCACCAAUGUACCCAGCUAAAGAGCAAUUUCAUCGUGAACAAUCCGGCAUCGAAAUAACCUUGCGCUGCUUUCGUCCACAGGCACUUAUGGUAACCUGUAAUCCAAGACAUGGAAAAUAUAUGUCUUGCUGUCUUCUUUACAGAGGAAAUUUGAGUGGUCACGAGGUUCAAGAAGCUGUGCGGGAUGUAAAAAGCCGUCGUUAUAUCAAAUUUGUCGAUUGGUGUCCAUCCGGUUUUAAAGUUGGAAUUAAUGCGCAGCCACCUACCAUGGUUCCCGGUGGGGAUUUAGCCAGAGUUACCCGAGCCGCUUGCAUGAUAAGCAAUUCAACAUCAAUCGCCGAAGCAUGGACCCGAUUAAAUCAUAAAUUUGACUGUAUGUACGCCAAAAGAUCAUUCGUACACUGGUAUGUGGCUGAAGGGAUGGAGGAAAACGAAUUCAGUGAGACAAAAGAAGAUUUGAUUGCACUAGAAAAAGAUUAUGAAGAAGUUGGCGUGGAUACAGUUCCAGGAUGA
Echinostoma caproni is the source of this 1140-nucleotide messenger RNA. The record is from the annotation of a GenBank genome assembly. NCBI's taxonomy places the organism in Eukaryota, Metazoa, Platyhelminthes, Trematoda, Plagiorchiida, Echinostomatidae.